Galleria mellonella (greater wax moth) is the source of this 1672-nucleotide messenger RNA. Its product is annotated as regulation of nuclear pre-mRNA domain-containing protein 1B. Gene Ontology annotation, biological process: mRNA 3'-end processing. The record is from RefSeq and is a predicted model, not a curated record. Gene Ontology annotation, cellular component: RNA polymerase II, holoenzyme. Gene Ontology annotation, molecular function: RNA polymerase II complex binding. NCBI's taxonomy places the organism in Eukaryota, Metazoa, Arthropoda, Insecta, Lepidoptera, Pyralidae.
UCGCUUUUGUUGGUUGUCGCUGUCGGUUGUUGAGACGAAUUUAUUUCGUUCCACUAACGACUGUGAAAAAUACUGUUUUAGUGCAAACUAUGGCAGGAUUUACGGAAAACGCGUUAGUUCGUAAAUUGCAGGAUUUAAAUUCAAGUCAACAAAGUAUUCAAACUUUAUCAUUAUGGUUAAUUCAUCACAGAAAACACCAUGCCGCUGUAGUGAAAACUUGGUACAAGGAGUUGCUAAAAGCUAAGGAUACAAAACAACUCACGUUUAUGUACUUAGCUAAUGACGUCAUACAAAAUAGUAAAAAGAAAGGUCCAGAAUAUGGAAAAGAAUUUGGCGAAGUGCUAGUAGAUGCUUUUAAACAUAUGGCUCACACUGGGAUAAAUGCAAAAACUAAGACAUCUAUACAUAGGAUACUGACUAUAUGGCAGGAGCGUGGAGUUUACGAUGCUCAAAAGAUACAGGAUUUCAAGGAAGCAGUGGAUCCUAAUGAUGCAAUUCCAAAAAUGAAUAAGCGUAAAUCUGCAGACACUGAAUCAAAAGAUUCUGAAAAGAAGAAGCCUAAAUUAGACAAAGAACGGCAUGAGAGGCGCCGCAGUGAGACCAAAGUAGAAGUGGAUGGACACAUUGAAACUCACACAACCCUCAGCCCGAAGACUCCUCCCGGGGACCCUCCAGAACCUGAGGAAUUAAUUAAGGCUCUCCUAGAACUUGAAUCGAGUGCGUCCAGCGACGAAGCAGUGCGGGAACGGAUCGCCUCGCUACCGCCGGAAGUUUCUGAAGUGCAAUUAUUGUCUAAGUUAGAAGAUAAGGAAUCUGCGCUAAGUCUCAGUGCUGUGGUGAAUUCCGCCGUAGAACUUCUCGCCGAGUACAACCUGAGGCUUUCCGAUGAGCUGGAGAAGAGACGGAAGGUGGCGGCCAUGCUGCGAGACUUCGCGCAAGCGCAACGGGACCUUGCCAAACAAGCGGAGGCUAGACUAGAGGAAUAUAAUAUAAAGUUACAAAAGAUUUAUGCAGUGAAAUCGGAAGUAAAAUCGCACAUAGACAAUUUGCCGGAUGUGUCGCGACUGCCAGACGUCACUGGAGGCCUAGCGCCGCUGCCGUCUGCCGGUGACCUCUUUAGUGUCUGAAACGAAAUAUUGGUAUUUCACAGCGUUUUUUACAGAGUUGCUAGUGCGAAUCGUACAAAGAUUUAUAUUAAGACUGUGUUUGCGUCUAUAAUUUGUAGUGAAAACGAUAACAGUGCCUCUAGCGGAUGGUUUCGGAAACUCCGAUUUCCAUACAAACUUGUCGAUGUAAACGUAAACGCAUCGUGAUGUAAAUUUUUGUACAAUUCACUCGGUAGAUAUAGGUUACAUUCAAAGUUAUCUGCAAUAUUAAAAAUGCAUCCGUUGUAUAAUUUAUUGUACAUUAGGACAAAAUUUAUAUGACGCGAAAACUUUAUAUUCCAUAAUUCUGGUAGAAUCAUGAAAAAAAUAUUAAUCGAAUAUACUUGUAUUUUUUUUUUAUUUAAAUUUAAGUAAUUACGUUUACUGGAGUAAAAGAAUCUUGUUCUUAAUAAAAUCACUAUACACUCAAUUAAACAUAAAAGUAUUGUAUUAAAGUCAUAAAGAAAUGGAAUAAAAAGUUGUUACUCCGCUGUAUAAUCUCAAAAGGCGGGUAGUGAGCGUUAUUU